Messenger RNA from Lucilia cuprina (Australian sheep blowfly), 1176 nucleotides. RefSeq lists its product as uncharacterized. The record is from RefSeq and is a predicted model, not a curated record. Gene Ontology annotation, molecular function: protein binding. The transcript is spliced from 2 exons. NCBI's taxonomy places the organism in Eukaryota, Metazoa, Arthropoda, Insecta, Diptera, Calliphoridae. The coding region runs from base 77 to 1093 and encodes 338 amino acids.
GAAAAAAUAUUUUAAUAGUUUGUUUUUAGUUGUAAACGAUUUGUUUUAAAGAAAACAUCAAAAAGCUUUUAACGAAAUGCGCUAUUUGUACGGAGAUUCAGAUGAAAAAUUUAUCAAAUCUCGAGAAGCAAAACGAAAAGAUAUAAAUCCGUUGGCAUCUUUUAAAUUUCGUUUAAAUCCAAUAAUUGAAGGUAAAACCGAUGAGUUUGACAGGACAGAUGUACCAAUUGUAUUUAAAUGCACGCCGGAUACUCUUCUAAACCUUUGCGUUAAAGUUGUGGAUGCCUUGCCCUUACCCAUGGUUUAUACGUGGACUAUAGAGGAUAUUUGUAAAUGGUUGAGGGCUUGUGGUUACAAACAAUAUCAGAAUACCUUUCGAGCAAAUCUCAUCACCGGACACAAUCUACUCUUACUUGAUGCUUCCGCCCUCUCCGCAAUGAAUAUUAAGGAUUUCGAUCACAUCAAAGAUAUAACACAAGGCAUACGCACUCUAUUUCAUUAUGAAAUGACAAAAUUUGCACGUAGUCUUACUCUCUAUCCGGAAUUUCAUAAUGAAUUAUAUAAAUUAUUUCGCCUUAAAACGGGAGGAAAAUAUGAAAAUGUACGGCGUUCGGAAUUAUGGCGUAAAAUGCAAUUGAUAAGACAAAAAGAACCAAACUAUUCACAUUGGGAAUUGUUAGAACGUUGGCUGGCUUUCGAGAAAGAUCCAAAAUCUGGCGAACUAUUUGGAAAUGUACCUAGAUCGAAGUUAUACACCUGUAAAUUGAAAUCAUCUAACACUGCAGUGGCGAUUAAAUAUUCGGAACGUUGCUUAUGUCUACCACCCUGUGAAUGUUAUUGGAGUAAUUUGGAUCGUCGUCCGCCGUGGCGUUUUAAAUGUUUGCCACAUUUAGCCCCAGACUCGGAAUUUGUUGAAGUUUGCCGUAACUGCAUACCCCCGUGUACAUGUCGUUGGUCCUCUAGAAAAUAUUUAACGCGUGGAGUUUUGACCUGUUUGCAGAGAGCAUUUCCUCAGAAAUAUGGCGGACUAGAGGGACAAAAUAGUUAUCGUAGAUUGGAACAAUUCUCUUCAUAUCGUUUAUCAAUUUUUUAAUUAAAUAUCAAGAUAAAUUUUAUCGCUUUGUCUUUAUAUAUUAUAUUUGUUUUAACAAAAUUUUUUAAAAAAAUUUUAUUUCA